UGUUGCAUGUUUCAGGCAUGGAGCAGUUCGAGCAACUGCUAACGUGCGCGAUAUGCCUGGACCGAUACAGGAACCCGAAGCUUUUGCCAUGCCAGCACAGCUUUUGCAUGGAACCCUGCAUGGAUGGCCUCGUUGACUACGUGCGGCGACAGGUCAAGUGUCCGGAAUGCAGGGCGGAACAUCGUAUACCUUACCAAGGCGUCCAGGCGUUCCCGACCAACGUGACCCUGCAGCGAUUCCUGGAAUUGCACAUCGAGAUCACCGGCGAGCUGCCGGACCCGACCAGCGGCCAGACGAUGGAACGGUGCGGCGUUUGCUCCGAGAAAAGCUACUGCUCCCUCUGUGUCCACUGUGAGAAAAAGUGUUGCCCGGAGUGCAAGGACGCUCACAUGGACAUCCUCAGGCGUGAAAUUACGCGCAUCAAUUCCCAGAUACGCAGAGGGCUGCACAGGCUGCAGGACGCGUUGGCGCUGGUGGAGAAGAACACGCUGGGUCUGCAAACAAACUGCGCCUCGGUCGCGGAAGAGGUGGACGAGAUUUAUCGGAGGCUGAGCAAGGCUUUGAAAGACCGUACGGAACAUCUGCGUAACGAGGUCGAUCGAUACCUGAGCACCGAGCUCAGAGGCCUGAUUCAGCUCAAAGAGAAUCUCGAAUUGGAGAUCGCGAACAUCCAGAGCAACUGCGAUCUGGCCGAGGCUCACAUCAACGAGAACGUGCCCUGGGACGAUUCCGAACUUCUCGACACAAAGGAAUUGUUCCUCCGCACCGUGGAAUUCAUCAGGAACUUCGAGUACGAGGCCGGGGAUUACAGUCGUCGGGUGCGUUUCGUGAUGGCGCACGACCCUAACCAGCUGGUCCUCCACGUGGCGGGUUACGGCGAGCUGAAUAUUAAGCCGGAGACCGGAAGCGGAGGAUUGCUGGGCAGCUCGAGCGGCCUGGUGCCACCUGGAGGAUCGCCGGGACUCAUGAGGAGCAAGAGCGACCAUCGUCUGGCCUCGCAGUACAGGCAGCAAGAGGAGGAACGGCUGGCGAGAAAUCGAUACGUGCCCGAAUACGAUUAUCACAUCCACAGCUACGACGCGCCGGAGUACGAGGUCCCGCGGAACAAGUCGAGGUACCGGAGCCGUUUCAUGCGGCACCGCGACGGCGACGACUCCGACGGCGACACGAGGUCCACCGUCAGGUUCACGUCGACGCCGCAGGAGUCUUCGGGGAUGCGGGAGCGGGUCCUGGACACCGAGGACGCGGCCCGCGGCCCUUUGUCCGGCAUAUUCCGGCUGACCGACUCGCCCAGGGUCAUGAGGAAGCUGCAGGAGUACGAGAGGGCCGGCAAGAGGAAGAAAGAAGAGCCCGCGCCGCAUCCCGUGCAACAGACCCAGCCGAAGCCUCAGGUACAGGUCAGAAAGGUACCGACCGCGAUGGCGAGGCAGACCAGCGAGGACGACGAAAUUUCCAGGAUCAAAAAGCAGAACAAAACAGCGACCGCGCCCACCACCGAGACCGUCGAGGAACGAUCGCCUGCGACGACACCUGCACUGGCCCAUCCACCCCCGAGGGAACCGCCCACGGAAAGGGAACCGGAGGAACCUGCCCGAAGACCGAUGACUGCCAGGCGAACUUCGACGGAUACCCACACUCCGGCGGCGAGGAGCGCUUCAUCAGACUCGAGCACGGGCUCCGAGAGCUCCGGCGGAUCAGGAAUCCGCAGCACGGGUGCGCCAUUCACCGCCGAGGAAAUGAAGCAGAAAUACUUGUCGAGGGCGCCGGCGUCGAACACGACGACCGCGGCCCCGCAAGGACAAGUCGGAUCGACGCCCUCCAAGGAUCCCGGGACCGCUUCGCCCGCGUCACGAUCCUUCCAGAGCCGUUUUUUAGGCACAGGUAACCGUGCACCACCGCCGCCGCCCACGCAGACGCCACCGACGCGGGAGGAGACCACGAACAAGAAGAAGGAGGACGAGGAGGACGAGGACGAGGAGACGAGCAGCUCGUCGGAGGAGACGGAAUCCGAGACCGAGGAGGAAUCGGAGAACGACGCUCACCCGACGACCAACGCGUCCUCGACGACGACGACGACGGCACAGGACCGUCAGAGGAACGAGCAAGCCAUGGCGCGGACGGACAUCGGUCCGCUGCUCGCGAGGAGCGCCGAGGCGAGACGAGGCAGCAAGGAGGACUCGCCUUCGACCAGGUAUUCGUCGCCGAGAGGGAGUCCCGCGCAUUCGGUGAACACGAGCCCGACGACGACCACGGCUACGUCGACGUCUACGACGAGCGGAACGGGCGGCGGCGGCGGCGGUGGCGGCGGCGUCGCGACGCUGGCCACGACGCCGGCCGGCUACACCAGCAGGUUCCUGAACAAGAGCAGGAGCCAGGCAGCGAUGAUGGCGCGGGAACGGGAGCGGGAACGGGAACGGGAACGCGAGCGGGAACGGGAGCGGGAACGGGAACGGGAACGGGACCGGGACCGGGAACGGGAAAGGGAACGAGAACGCGAAAGAGAAAGAGAACGCGAGAGAGAACGAGAACGCGAACGAGACGCGGACACCGAGGUCGAGUCGCCUCUGUCGGCGAGGUCGCGGUACGCCGCGUUGAAGGAAAGAAGGCAACGGCUGGCGAGGUCACGAAGCUCGCACAACUUCGGCGGCGAUGACCUCGACCUCGACGAGGAGCCACCCUCUCCGACGACCCAGUCGCCGAACGCCUAUCUGGCGGCCAAGUACGGAGCCGGCUCUGAACUGGCCAGGAGCCGGAGCACCCAUGCCCUCAAGUCCAGAGAGCCGAGCCCGGAACGCGACCGGCCCGGCACCGAGAAGGACGGAGCAGCCCUCAGCUCGUGGGCCAGGUACCUCAAGAAUAAGUACGGCAAUCGCACCAUCAAGGACAAGGAGCCUUCGUCUUCUACCUCGGCGAUACCAUCAUCCAGUACCAGCGCAGCCUCGAGAAGGUUGUCUCUCGGGCUGCCUCUGAGGCACGCUGGCCAAACAUCCUUCGAAUCCUCCGAUGACGACCAAAAAAACCCGUCAGGCUCCCCCACGUCCCCUACAGCAGCUCCCGUUAUACCCGCGGCAGCAGGUUCCUCCACUAGCAAUGGCCGGAGGAGUCACUACCUGCUGAAGCGGCGGCAGCUGUUCAAAUUCGGGAUGCGGGGGAGCGAAGCCGGAUGCUUUACCUGGCCGAGAGGCCUCGCAGUUGGCCCGGACAACUCCAUCGUGGUGGCCGACAGCUCCAACCAUCGUGUUCAAGUAUUUGACUGCAAUGGGAACUUCAUGAAGGAGUUCGGAACUUACGGAAGCGGCGAGGGCGAAUUCGACUGCCUCGCCGGUGUGGCCGUGAACAGGAUCGGGCAGUACAUCAUCGCGGAUCGUUACAAUCACAGAAUACAGGUGCUCGAUCCCUCCGGCCGAUUUCUGAGGGCCUUUGGCUCGCAAGGAACCGCGGACGGCCGGUUCAACUAUCCUUGGGGCAUCACCACUGACGCUCUUGGAUUCAUCUAUGUCUGCGAUAAAGAGAACCAUCGCGUACAGGUCUUUCAAUCGGACGGCACGUUCGUGGGUAAAUUCGGUUCCUGCGGAAGCGGACGUGGCCAAUUGGAACAUCCCCACUACAUCGCGGUGAGCAACACGAACCGCGUGAUCGUGAGCGACGGUAACAACCACCGGGUGCAGAUCUUCGACGUUAACGGCCGCGUGCUGACCUCCUUCGGAUCCGAGGGCUCCGACGAGGGUCAGUUCAAGUUCCCAAGGGGCGUCGCUGUCGACGACCAGGGCUACAUCGUCGUCGCCGACUCCGGCAACAACAGGAUACAGAUAUUCAGCCCAGAGGGCGCGUUCCUCAAGUCCUUCGGCGGCUGGGGUAGCGGUGACGGCGAAUUCAAGGGCCUAGAGGGUGUCGCUGUCACGUCGACCGGUAACAUCGUCGUCUGCGACCGCGAGAACCACCGCGUCCAAGUGUUCUAAUUUACUUUCUGUUUCUCUCCUCCUAUUUCUCCCCUCUCUCUCUCUUUCUCUCCCUCACUCUCUCUCUCUUUCUCUCUCUCUCUCUCUCACUCUCUGCUCCCCUGUUGCCCUCACUUUCCCUCUCUUCAUUCACUCUCUCCCUUUCAAAUCCUCGACCAGGGACAUCGAGCGUUUUCAAGGGGGGCUUUUUCGAAAUAUCGAUACGCAACACUAUGGGGGUUCUAACUUCUCGACACCGUGUCCGGUAGAACAAGCAACGCUAUGGUCCGUACAUUGAUCAGAGGGAUCUCCGAGCCGACGAACGUUGCGUGGCAUAGAAAAAUUUGUAAACGUAUAGCACACAGUUCGACGAUAUGGGGUUCACGUUAAAGGGGGGUGAGAUUUCUUCUUCGCGUUAACUUGCUUGCUUUCGUUAGGUCUUAACAUAGUUGUUUGUGUUCAGCUAAUACACUCGCGGGGAAGCCCUUUGGUACAGACCAUCGAAGCUUUUCUUUCUUUCUUUCUUUCUUAUUAUUUCCGUUCUAUGCGACUACUUCGUCCUCAUUUCGGUGGGUGGGGUGAACGAAAAAAACAAACGGAAAGACUAUUUCCGGUCCACGGACCCGCUAACGGGAUUCCGCUCGAUUGUCUAUUCCACUUGCCUCGCGGCCCAUCUAAAUGCUAAUACCCAUCGAACAGAGUUAUUCGACGCGAAUCGAUCAUGAAAACUUCGGUACCGAACGAAAAAACAAAAGGAUCCACACGGCUAUCUUGUAUUCCCCUGCCCGUCUUGCCCCCUCUCUGCUGUCUUCUUCUUCUUCUUCUUCUCACCUUUGUUCUGUUCGCCAGCCUUCUACGCACAUGAUAUCCGCGUAAUUUAAUUUAAUUUAUACUCAAAGUGACAACAAAAUACAGUUUGUACCGUUUGUAUGCUUUAAAUAAAUUGUUGCGGAAGUAUUAAAAAAACGAGA
This is a messenger RNA of Megalopta genalis, 4909 nucleotides long. Lineage: Eukaryota; Metazoa; Arthropoda; Insecta; Hymenoptera; Halictidae. The record is from RefSeq and is a predicted model, not a curated record.